AGAGAGGGUGGGGGUGGGGGUGAAGGCAGUCCCUGUGCUUGCACACCUCUUGCUGUCCCUGGGUCGGACUUCCUGGCUUUAAGGCGAUGCUUCCCAAUGGAUGAAAGCCAACACGCUCUCUGUGCCCCGGGAUUCGUGACCGAGCCUCUGCCGGAGCCGCUUGACUGAAGGCGCCGAGUUGGUUCGCGCCCAACGGGAACUCUUCCCAUAGAGUUCUGGAGCGCGGGAACCUCGAUAAUGGUCCCGUUAAUCCGGCUGGUUAAGGAGAACCAGCUGCUGUGGAGCAAGUUCCAUUCAGUGGGGACGGAGAUGAUCGUGACUGGCAGAGGAAGGUGUUUGUUUCCAUCUAUUGUGGUCUCUCUGCACGGGUUGGACCCAGAGAAGAUGUACACCCUUGUGGUGGAUAUAGAGUCGAGCAGCCACCAACGAUACACCUACACAAAGGAGCGAGGCUGGUUCCCAUCCGCUCCAGCCCGUCAACAGCAAUCGAGUGGAGUGUAUAUUCACCCAGAUACACCAGCUCUCGGGGCAGAGCUGAACGAGAAACCUGUGGCUUUCAAACUGCUGAAGAUCUGCACGGCAAACGGGAGCGAGAGCAGAGGCAUGAUCCCUCUGACUCCAAUGCAUAAGUACACACCCAGAAUUCACUUGAUCCAGAAUGAUAAGGAACUCAAUUGUCCAUCUUUCACUUGGGCAUACAGCUUCCUGGAGAUGGAGUUCAUAGCUGUGGGGCACUACCACAGUACAAAGAUGAAGCGGAUGAAGAUCGAGUACAACCCCUACGCCAAAGGUACACAUGGAGGCAAACGAGAGCACAAGAGCACAACACAAAGGUUGACUUGCAUGCUUACGCCUAAAGAACAGCAGCUCGAGCUACAGAAAAUGGAACCAUACUCCAGUCUGAGCCAGCCUUGA
This is a messenger RNA of Callorhinchus milii (elephant shark), 915 nucleotides long. Its product is annotated as T-box transcription factor mls-1-like. Gene Ontology annotation, biological process: positive regulation of DNA-templated transcription; regulation of transcription by RNA polymerase II; cell fate specification. The record is from RefSeq and is a predicted model, not a curated record. Gene Ontology annotation, molecular function: RNA polymerase II cis-regulatory region sequence-specific DNA binding; DNA-binding transcription factor activity, RNA polymerase II-specific. Bases 238 to 915 code for a protein of 225 amino acids. The transcript has 6 exons. Gene Ontology annotation, cellular component: nucleus. Lineage: Eukaryota; Metazoa; Chordata; Chondrichthyes; Chimaeriformes; Callorhinchidae.